Molecule: messenger RNA, 2136 nt
Organism: Stylonychia lemnae
Lineage: Eukaryota; Ciliophora; Spirotrichea; Sporadotrichida; Oxytrichidae
Source: the annotation of a GenBank genome assembly
AUGAGACUUAAACUCAAUGAUGUUAGCUACACAGUCUCUGAAAUGCCAAGAGACUUUAAUGGCAAUAUUACCCAAGAGGAGGACUUUUAUAAGUUGCAAGAAGAUACUCUUGCGAAUGAAUAAGACGAGAUGAAAAUCUAAGAUUUAGACUAAAAUAUGCAUUAAAAUGAAAUUCAAGAGUAAAGAUAUCAAAUGACUGCAAUAAAAAGACCUAAGUCUACUACUCUACAGCCAGGAAGACUUCCAUUCAAAGGAACAAUCCAAAAUUUGAAUCUGUUUGAUAGGGAGAAAUCAUUGCAAAAGGGUUAGAAAAUGCAGAAGAUUAAUUCGCAAAUUAAGCUACUUCAAAGCAGAAUUAACAAUCUCUAAAGACAAGAAGAGAAGUCAACAAAAAGAGUUGGAAAGAUGCAAAAAACAAAGUCUCAGAUCAUGACAAACAGAUAGCAGUUUGAAACAGUUAAAGAUUAAAAGUAUGAGAAGCAGCUUAAGAGGCAGCAAGAAUUGGAAGAAAUGAAGAAUAAAAUAGCUAGCAUGAAGAAGAAUAACGAUGAAAUUAGGAAUAAAAUUAGAAAUGAUCAAAUGAGAAAGCAGUAAAGUCAGAGGGAAAAAUCUAAGAUAGCAUGCUAAUAGAUUAAAGAUCAACUAAAUUAAUCAUCUGUUGAAAGAAUGGAAAGAAACAAGUCUUUGUCCACAAAAGUGCGAGAUUAGAAGAAACUGGCUUUAGAAAGAAGAAAAAGCUAAGAGAAGGAAUUCAUAGAGCAUAUCUAGUAUCAAUAUCACAAAGAUAGAAAGCAAAAAUUAAAUGAGAUAUGGCAGCGUGAAGAAUAGAUCAAGAAGCUCGAAGAGAAAGAGAAAAUCUUGAUAGAUCAGCUAUAGCAUACAAUAAUGAGAGAGUAGAUGGAAGCUCUAGAGUUGAGGUAGUCCAUUGAUUCAGGAGUGAGAAAAGAUAUAAAUGAAUCCUUCAACUCCCCUAUUAAGUAAUAAAGAACUGGAAGUGAUGUAUUGUUGGAAGUGUAUCAAACUCCCAGAACCACAAGACACCUGCUUGAACAGCAGAUGUAGUCUAGCAACUCAAAAUCACUAUUCGCUCUAAAUACCCUCUCAGAAAACAAGAUAAGCAACAUUAAAGCCUUUUCAUCCUCUAAUAAUAAAAAUUAAGCAAAUAAAAGAGGCUCAGUUACAGCAAGAUCAAAUAAUAAUUAGUUAGGAGAGAAUUCAUAAAAAUCAAAUCAAAGUGUGAGUAAUGGACAAAAUAUCAAGGGUUAAGUUAAUUCAAUUAUGCAGAACCAUGAAGCAUUAAAGCAAAAUAAAAAUAAUGAUAGAGCAAAUAGCAGUGGCAAGAAUAAAGAUAAAACAAAUUAAAUCAGAAUAGGAUUAGCCUCAAGAAUGACCUACUAGAAUAUUUAACCUAUAAUGCAAUAGUAGAAAAUUGCAGCAUAAGCUUCAUUGCUUCAAAAAUCAGCUUAGUCAUAAAAACAAAUAUUGAGUUAUCAAAUCCAAGAUGUCACUUAAGAGAAUCUACAGAAAUUAAAUGAAGUUAAUAAGAAUGAAGGUGAUUUGUCAGCAGAAAGAAAUUUAAAUGAUGGCUAAAGAUAAAAUCCCAGAUAAACUAAGGAUGGCUCAGGCAAUAGAGAAUUCUCAUUCUCUAGGAACCAGGCCUAGGCAAUUAUCAGUGGCAAAGAAUAAAUGCCUACGAAUCAAGCUAGGAUAACUCAAGCCCUCUACAGAUAACAGCAAUUGAAAAUUCAGAACUAAAUGAGCUAGAGUAUGAUCGUCCCUACUAUCUAAAACGUCAACACUAAUAAUAUCAUAAACAACUCUCAAAUUUAUAACUAAGUCCAAGAUAACAGUAAUACCGUAUCCGCGAGAGUUUGCCUAAUGGUUUUCUAUAGAGGGUAACUUAUCCUGAGUAACCCUAUUUUUAGCCUUAGGCCCUCGAAGGCUUCCUUUAUUUUGCGUAGACACAUAAUAAUAGUUAUCCUAAAUGACAACUUACCCCAUGUUUAUACCAAAUACCUCUACCACAGGGUAGUAACUCGUACAGUAUUAGUAAAGCCCCCAUUUCUAGAUAAAUCCUGCCCAUAAACAGGCAGAGCUAAACUUUCCAACCAACUAAUUAAUCCCUCCUACGCAUGA